AUGACGUGGACCACGUCGAAGCUGACUCUGCUCGCGACGAUCUUGCUCGCCGUCCUGCUGCUCCUGCCCUCCGCUGCGGCCGCCGUAGCCAAGGCCAUCGACGCCAGCAAGACCCAGCGCCUGGAGCUGCCGGACACGCUGGCGAUCGGCCCCGAGAGCGUGGCCUUCGACGGCCACGGCGCCGGACCCUACGUCAGCGUCUCGGACGGCCGCAUCCUCAAGUACGGCGGCGAGGGUGCCGGGUGGACGACUUUCGCGUACAGUCCGAGCUACACCAAAAACAACUGCGACGCGUUCUCUGACCUCCCGCCGGUCGCCACGGAGAGCUCGUGCGGCCGACCGCUCGGCUUGAGGUUUCAUGUCGACUCCGGAAACCUCUACAUUGCCGACGCGUAUAUGGGUCUGAUGCGCGUCGGGCCAAACGGCGGGGAGGCGACGGUGCUGGCAACGGAGGCCGGCGGUGCGCCGCUGCGCUUCACGAACGGUGUGGACAUCGACCAGGUCACCGGUGAUGUCUAUUUCACUGACAGUAGCACGACGUAUACACGAGCGCAGCAUCAGAUGGUCACCAGGACAGGAGACUCGACCGGACGCAUCAUGAAAUACGACCCACGGACUGAUCAAGUUACUGUGCUCCAGUCCGGCGUAACGUACCCUAACGGAAUCGCCAUCAGUGCCGACAGGACUCACCUUAUCGUCGCGCUUACUGGACCGUGCAAACUAAUGAGAUACUGGAUCCGAGGGCCCAAGGCCAACACGUCCGAGCCGUUUGCUGACCUGCCGGGAUACCCGGACAAUGUGAGACCUGACGGGAAGGGAGGAUUCUGGGUGGCGCUGCAUCGAGAGAAGUACGAGCUUCCAUUUGGUUUGGACAGACAUUUACUGGCCAUUAGGAUCGGCGCUAAUGGUGAAAAGUUACAAGAGAUGAACGGACACAAGAACGUGAGGCCAACCGAGGCGGUGGAGAGAGAGGAUGGCAAAAUAUAUCUUGGAUCCGUGGAAUUAUCGUACGUCAGUGUUGUUAGUACGUAG
Messenger RNA from Panicum hallii, 1032 nucleotides. RefSeq names its product protein STRICTOSIDINE SYNTHASE-LIKE 10-like. The transcript has a single exon. Gene Ontology annotation, biological process: biosynthetic process. Lineage: Eukaryota; Viridiplantae; Streptophyta; Magnoliopsida; Poales; Poaceae. The record is from RefSeq and is a predicted model, not a curated record. Gene Ontology annotation, molecular function: strictosidine synthase activity. The coding region runs from base 1 to 1032 and encodes 343 amino acids.